Messenger RNA from Hypomesus transpacificus, 1092 nucleotides. RefSeq names its product interleukin-8-like. Gene Ontology annotation, cellular component: extracellular region. The record is from RefSeq and is a predicted model, not a curated record. Gene Ontology annotation, biological process: cellular response to lipopolysaccharide; inflammatory response; antimicrobial humoral immune response mediated by antimicrobial peptide. Gene Ontology annotation, molecular function: CXCR chemokine receptor binding; chemokine activity. NCBI's taxonomy places the organism in Eukaryota, Metazoa, Chordata, Actinopteri, Osmeriformes, Osmeridae. The coding region runs from base 215 to 511 and encodes 98 amino acids. The transcript is spliced from 3 exons.
AUGACUGCCUUCUGAUACACACACACACACACACACACACACACAGAGUAUAUGGGACUUUUGCAGAGAUCCCUGCGGUUAUGAUGAGCAUGUGAUCAGGACUUGUAUAUAAAGUAAAGUGGCCCUGUGACUCUUCAGAACAGCAAAGGUAAAAUCUGAAGAAACACCAUCACCACCUUCAUUCUCUUCUUCUUGGCUGAACGGCGCACGCACCAUGAAAACUUGUCUUCUGCUGGCUCUGGUGGCCAUCUCUUUCACCCUUGGCAACAGUAUGCCGCCAAUCGGCCGAGACUACAAUCAGCACUGUCACUGUGUGAAGCUGGAGACCAGAGUUAUCCCUCCUGACAGCCUACGCAGCGUUGAGAUUCGUCCCAGUGGCCCUCACUGCCAAAACAUAGAAGUCAUAGCUGGUCUUGCAAGGGGAGAAAAAAUCUGUUUGGACCCUAACACUCACUGGGUGAAGAGGCUCACCCGCUUUGUGGUGGAAAAACAGGCCAAGAGAGGAUGGUGAAGACAUUAGGGACCACCCCACAGGGGGAUGUUUGACACUGCGUGACAUGGUAGUAGCUCACACAUGCUUUCAUAUUUCACAUGUGCCAGUUUAAGGGUCAUUGACAGAGAUGAAACACUUUGAGGUACGCUUUUGACUCGUAGCUGGCACUGAUGGGCAUAAUGCAAUCGUUUUACUGCAGUGAUUGACCCAGAUCUGGCAUGUGGCUUGUUCAGGCAUCUACAUUUAUUUUAUUGAAGUAGUAUAUGUAGGAAAGCCCUUAAAUACAUUAUUAAUAUACAUACUUGUUUAUGUAUGUUCAUAACUUUACCUUUAUAUUUCUGAAACAAAGGUCCAUACUCAGGUAAAAGUCAAGGGCUGUGACUGUCAUCCACUAAUUGUCUCUGAAUUAGUCCUUUCCUUCAAUAUCCUUUAGCAAGUCACAACUAUUAUUUGUUCCUGAUAUGUUCCCCUUCACAGAGCUGAUUACAAGGAACACCCUGUCAUUACAUUAUUACUUUUUUUAUUGUAUAUGUAAAUUGUAUAUGUGUAUACUGUAUAUUGCUGUGUCUAUACCCUAUACGUUUUUAAACUGUGAUGUG